This is a messenger RNA of Sparassis crispa, 630 nucleotides long. RefSeq lists its product as hypothetical. The record is from RefSeq and is a predicted model, not a curated record. Bases 1 to 630 code for a protein of 209 amino acids. Lineage: Eukaryota; Fungi; Basidiomycota; Agaricomycetes; Polyporales; Sparassidaceae. The transcript has 4 exons.
AUGAAGCACAAAUGGACUACAGACGCCAUUCAACAGUGGACCAAUAGACGUGACGAAUACCGCCAGAGGAAGAAUUUACCGCCAUUGACGGACUUGCGCGAUUCGCUGGACCCCAAGGAUCAACAGGCUUAUCGUACAGCGCUUACUACAGAACGGACGAUAUUGUUAAAACGGUUGGAUGCUCACGCUACGGAAACAAUGUCUUGGCCAUACGGCGCACCGUUUUCUGGAGUUUUGUAUCUCCCCUUGAAUUUCCGUCAAACUCAUGGCACUACAAAGCUCGGGUUCAGACAAGGUGAUGAUCUGAAUAGAAUAGUGUUUGAAUUUUACAAUGAAGAAGUGCAAAAGAAUUAUCCAGGCCCUAAUUUUAUUGCGCAAGAUGGCCUGCGACCAAAACGCUACGAAUACCUUGGUCCCAUGCCAUUCGUCGUCGGAUAUCAGUUAUCAGAGGCGGCAGGGGAAGCCUCUAUCGAAUGGUGGGACCGCUACCUGCAACUGAAGUGGAUCAACGAUGGCACUUGGAGGAAUGAAGUUGAUUUUGACGAUAACGUUCAAGGUUGGGUCUCAAAAUCGCGCGGUGACUACAGCAGGAAUCUGGAUAUGUUCGAGUACACAGGCCUUGACACAUAG